Chinchilla lanigera (long-tailed chinchilla) is the source of this 2208-nucleotide messenger RNA. RefSeq names its product tyrosinase-related protein 1 (gene Tyrp1). Lineage: Eukaryota; Metazoa; Chordata; Mammalia; Rodentia; Chinchillidae. The transcript is spliced from 8 exons. The coding region runs from base 142 to 1719 and encodes 525 amino acids. Gene Ontology annotation, biological process: melanosome organization; melanocyte differentiation. The record is from RefSeq and is a predicted model, not a curated record. Gene Ontology annotation, cellular component: melanosome. Gene Ontology annotation, molecular function: oxidoreductase activity.
AUAAAAAACCGUCCACUGGGAGGGCAUUGCGGCAGACAAACCUCUGAGGAAUCUAAGGUGAAUUUUUAUCUACAUGCCUCUCUUUCCUCUCUGCAAAGGAUUCGAGCCAGACCUUUGUCCUGCAGUCUUACUUCCACCAGAAUGAAAUCGUGUAGAUUCCCCUCUCUGGAAUCUAUCCUCCUCUCCCUGCUGCUUUUCCAGCAGGUAUGGGCUCAAUUUCCACGCGAGUGUGCCACUGUGGAGGCUUUGCGAAGUGGCACGUGCUGCCCGGAUCUGUCCCCCUCGGCUGGGCCGGGGACAGACCGCUGCGGCUCCUCCUCAGGGCGGGGCAGGUGUGACGCGGUGACUGCAGACUCGAGACCCCACAGCCGACAGUACCCGCAUGACGGCAGAGACGAUCGAGAGAGGUGGCCCUUGCGAUUCUUCAACAGGACGUGUCACUGCAACGGCAAUUUCUCGGGACACAACUGCGGGGCGUGCCGUCCUGGGUGGGCAGGAAGUGCCUGCAACCAGCGGGUUCUCACAGUCAGAAGAAAUCUUCUGGACUUGAGUAGAGAGGAAAAGAACCACUUUGUCCAGGCCCUGGACAUGGCAAAGCACACCACACACCCACAGUACGUCAUUGCCAUCAGGAGAUCGGAAGAAAUACUGGGACCCGAUGGCAGCACUCCACAGUUUGAGAACAUUUCCAUUUAUAACUACUUCGUUUGGACACACUAUUACUCCGUCAAAAAGACUUUCCUUGGGCCAGGGCAGGAAAGCUUUGGCGAAGUGGAUUUCUCUCAUGAGGGACCAGCUUUUCUCACCUGGCACAGGUAUCACCUCCUGCAGCUGGAGAAAGAUAUGCAGGACAUGUUACAGGAGCCUUCUUUCUCCCUGCCUUACUGGAAUUUUGCAACUGGGAAAAACGUCUGCGAUAUCUGCACUGAUGACUUGAUGGGCUCGAGAAGCAGCUUCGAUUCGACUCUAGUCAGCCCCAACUCCGUCUUUUCUCAGUGGCGAGUGAUCUGCGAGUCCCUGGAAGACUAUGACUCUCUGGGAACUCUUUGUAACAGCACUGAAGGCGGGCCCAUCAGGAGAAACCCGGCUGGAAAUGCAGGGAGACCCAUGGUGCAGCGCCUUCCCGCACCGCAGGACGUCGCCCAGUGCUUGGAGGUCGGCCUGUUUGACACACCUCCUUUCUACUCCAACUCCACAGACAGCUUCCGGAACACAGUCGAAGGUUACAGUGAUCCCACAGGAAGAUACGACCCUGCUGUCCGAAGUCUGCACAAUCUGGCCCAUCUAUUCCUGAAUGGAACGGGAGGACAAACCCAUUUGUCUCCAAAUGACCCUAUUUUCAUCCUCCUGCAUACUUUCACUGACGCAGUCUUUGAUGAAUGGCUGAGGCGACACAAUGCUGAUAUAUCCACGUUCCCACUGGAAAACGCCCCUAUUGGCCAUAAUAGACAGUUUAACAUGGUACCGUUCUGGCCGCCAGUCACCAACAGAGAAAUGUUUGUUAUCGCUGCAGACAACCUCGGGUACACUUAUGAAGUGCAAUGGCCAGGCCGCAAUUUUAGUGUCUCUGAGAUUAUUACUAUAGCAGUCAUUGCUGCUUUAUUACUGGUCGGAAUCAUUUUUGUGGGUGUCUCUUGUCUGAUUCGUGCCAAGAGCAACAAGGACGAAGCCAGUCAACCUCUCCUCAUUGACCAGUAUCAACACUAUGCUGAAGAAUAAAGAACAAUCCAGAAUCCUAAUCAGCCUAUGACCUGAUGACAAGCUACUCCCCCUCUUACACAUGAGUGUCAGGACACAACCUGAUUGAAAAUGAGUGGAUUGAGAGACUGAGUAGAUUUUCCUUCACUUUGUUACUCUUUUACACAAGCAUAUGUUAUAAGUAAAGCAUUAUUUUUCAAAGCUGAAAAGAGUAAUUCAGAAUCUUGGCAAUGAUUUCUAAUUGUUAUCUCUAUUUAAAAUGUUCAGUUGCACCGACUCCAUGACAUUUGAAAGCUAGUGAGAUGAUCUUUGGCGCAUUUUAAAGCUUGACUAUACAAUAUAAAUUGCCUGCUAUGCUUUGUGUAUGUGUAAAGGAAAAUAAAGUCCGAUAGUAGUCUUUUUUAAACGCACAACUAAGCACUUCCACACUGUUAAAAUGUAAAAGCCUUUUCAUUACUGAUCUAGAUCAACAGACAUGUGAGCAGCAGCAUUUAUUAGUUAAAAUAAAUU